UGUGACGUGGCUGGGUGCUAGAGAGGUGACAGUUGCCGUGUGCGAAGCCUCCGCCUCUUUCUCUUGGGCUGCGGGCGGAGACACAGCAUCGUGCCGAUCUGUAACAAUAUACCCGAAGUCAAGAAUGUUUUCCAAACUAGCCCACUCACAAACCUUUGCUGUUCUGCGUCGUGGUGUUCAUGCUUCAGUGAGUGCUUCUACAUCAGUUGCAACUAAAAAAAAGAUCCAGGGACCUCAAUCCUCUGAGGACAUAUUUGAACGUGAAGCUAAAUAUGGUGCACACAACUAUCAUCCCCUACCUGUUGCUCUAGAAAAAGGAAGAGGUAUUUAUAUGUGGGAUGUAGAAGGCAGAAAAUAUUUUGAUUUCUUGAGUGCUUACAGUGCUGUGAAUCAAGGUCACUGUCAUCCAAAGAUUGUGGAAUCUCUGAAAUCUCAAGCUGAGAAACUGACCCUUACCUCUAGGGCAUUCUACAAUGAUAUACUUGGUGAAUAUGAAGAGUAUAUCACCAAAAUGUUCAACUACAGCAAAGUUCUUCCAAUGAACACAGGUGUGGAAGCUGGAGAAACUGCCUGUAAACUGGCUCGCAAAUGGGCAUAUACCGUGAAGGGAAUUCCAAAAUACAAAGCGAAGAUUAUUUUUGCAGCUGGGAACUUCUGGGGUAGAACAAUGUCUGCCAUCUCUAGCUCUACAGAUCCAACUAGUUAUGAUGGGUUUGGACCAUUUAUGCCAGGUUUUGAAGUAAUUCCGUACAAUGACCUUCCAGCUCUUGAGCGUGCACUUCAGGAUCCAAAUGUAGCAGCUUUCAUGGUUGAACCAAUUCAAGGUGAAGCAGGUGUGGUUGUCCCUGAUGAAGGUUAUCUAACAGGAGUGCGAGAGCUCUGCACAAAACACAAUGUUCUGUUUAUUGCUGAUGAAAUACAGACUGGCUUAGCUAGAACUGGAAAAAUGCUGGCUGUUGACCAUGAAAAUGUGAGACCUGACCUGGUGCUCCUUGGAAAGGCCCUUUCUGGUGGCGUAUAUCCUGUAUCAGCAGUACUGUGUGAUGAUGAAAUUAUGCUGACCAUUAAGCCAGGUGAACAUGGAUCUACAUAUGGAGGAAAUCCAUUAGCCUGCCGUGUGGCUAUGGCAGCACUUGAGGUGAUUGAAGAAGAAAGCUUAAGUGAAAAUGCAGAAGCAAUGGGCAACCUAUUAAGAAGUGAGCUCAUGAAGACUCCAUCAGACAUUGUGACCAAUGUAAGAGGAAAAGGAUUACUAAAUGCUAUUGUUAUCCGUGAAACUAAAGACUAUGAUGCCUGGAAAGUGUGUCUGCGGCUUCGUGAUAAUGGACUUCUCGCCAAACCCACGCAUGGUGACAUCAUCAGGCUGGCACCCCCGCUUGUGAUCAAGGAGGAUGAAAUCAGAGAGUGCAUUGAAAUCAUUCAUAAAACCAUUCUGUCUUUCUGAAGACAUGUUGUUUCAGCACAUCAUCUUGGGUCAACUAGCAGAUGCAGUUGAAAGAUGUGCGAUAAAGAUCCCACUCUCAAAGCAAACAUCCACUCCUGUAUAUCUUAAAGGACUUAUACUUCUAAAACUUAGUUAUGUUUAGGUAUUUAAAUUAUAAUGGAUUGGAAGAAGGUAAAUCAUGACUCUGAAGUUUCCUAUCUCUUGUGACUAUUUGCAAAUGAAGAAGUGAAGCUAUAUUCAACCAAUUAUGUACUGUAUGCUUUAAGUUAAACGUCUUGACAGGAGCUUGUAUGUAGACAUCUGUUAAAUUGCUGAAGGUCUCAGCCAAAGUUGAAUGUGUAAUUUACACAUAUUUUAAUAAUAAACAUUACCCUUUCGUAUAACUGCACAAAGGUUUGUAUUUGGCAUUUUAUCUCACUUGGUGCUGUACAUGUAGGGCUGAAUCUCUUGCUGUGGACACUACUGGUUGUCACGCCAAGAAAUCCUGGCUCCCAUCCUCAAAGCAUCAAGAACGGCACACUUUUUUUGUUCUUCUUUUGCAAUUUAAAAAGGCAUCUAACUGUAAAGGUUUGAUAAACUGGAUGUUCUACUGGUAAAUGUGUCACGGACCAGCUUAUACUCUGUAUGUAAAAUCUCUUGAAUGUAUGACAAUAAUAGUAAUUGUUUUCAAGAACGUGAUCUCAGUGUUCUGUUUUACAGAUUGUGAAACUAAUCAGUGUACAGAUCUUGGUUUGCCAUUCUAAAACUGUUAUCCUUCUAUAAUUUGAUGUUUAUUUACAUUACAAUAAAUACAUCUUGUAUUAAGAAAUGUCCAUGUUCAAUUAAAACUGUCAAUGCAAUAAAAAAGGAUUAGCCUAACUUGAA
This is a messenger RNA of Terrapene triunguis (Three-toed box turtle), 2308 nucleotides long. RefSeq names its product ornithine aminotransferase (gene OAT). Bases 125 to 1444 code for a protein of 439 amino acids. The transcript is spliced from 10 exons. Lineage: Eukaryota; Metazoa; Chordata; Testudines; Emydidae. Gene Ontology annotation, cellular component: cytoplasm. The record is from RefSeq and is a predicted model, not a curated record. Gene Ontology annotation, molecular function: L-ornithine transaminase activity; identical protein binding; pyridoxal phosphate binding.